Messenger RNA from Parnassius apollo (apollo), 2331 nucleotides. The record is from the annotation of a GenBank genome assembly. Lineage: Eukaryota; Metazoa; Arthropoda; Insecta; Lepidoptera; Papilionidae.
AUGCCAUGUAAACGUUUUCUCAAUUACAAUAUUCAAACUAACGCGCCAAAAUCUUCAUUCGGAUUCUUACGCAUGCGCGCUCUUGCGCGCAAGCAGAAGCGCGAUUGUUUUGAAAGAAACUUGUUUAAGCUUGCUUUUGUUUUUGGCAAAAAUGAUGAAACGCCAAAAGGUACCGCUGAUUUACAGGAAAAUGUUAUUCAAAACGAAUCAGUCGAUUUGAAUCCUUCAGAACAGUCGGAAUUAUCAGUAGCUACACAAGUUCUUAUAAAUCAUAGAACAGAAGAGGAGGCAGCAUUGAGAAGCACGUCAGAAAAAAUUGAAAGUUAUUCGACUGAUAUUGCGUUAUGGGGCGAAAUCAACGAGAAGUUACGAUUAUACUGGUUGCAAAAAAAUCCAGGUUUAUGCAGCAAUAAGGAUAAAGAUUUCUCAAAAUCUGCACGGAUUUACCAAGAAGGAGAUAAACAAAAAGUGAGAACUCUAAACAAAUCAUUAUUUCAAUUGAAACUACAAAAUAAUGAAAUAGUAGAGCGUGAGUGGUUAUCGUAUUCGCCAUCAACUGGACGUAUAUAUUGCUUUGUAUGUCGACUUUUUUCAUCUGAAAAAGAUCAAUUUACAUUUUACGGAUUUAAUGAUUGGAAACACCCAGAGCGAAUUACGGAGCAUGAGCAAAGCAAAGCUCAUAAACAAACUUUAACUAUUUAUUCUAAACGGAGAAGAGAAACUGGUAGUUUAGAAAAUGCAUUAACGAUUCAACAAAAAAAUGAGAAAAAUUAUUGGAUUCAAGUAUUACGUCGAAUAACUGACACUAUAAAGUUUCUUGCUUCACGAGGUCUCGCUUUUCGAGGGGAGAACGAACGAUUCGGAUCUAGUCAAAAUGGCAAUUACUUAGGUAUUUUAGAAUUACUGAGCGAAUAUGACCCUUUCCUUAAAGAGCACAUUAAUACCUACGGAAAUAAAGGACAUGGAGUAACAUCAUACUUAUCAGCUAAUAUUUGUGAGGAAUUUAUAGGCCUUAUGGGGGGAAAAAGUUCUUGCUUGCAUUAUAAAGGUCAAUCUUAUGACAACGCAUCGAAUAUGUCUGGACGCUAUUCAGGACUGCAAACCAGGAUAAGGGAAAUCAAUAAGUAUGCUGAUUAUAUUCCUUGUGCCGGGCACUCGUUAAAUUUAGUCGGCGUUAAGGCAGCUGAAUGUGUUAAUGCAGUCGUUAAGUAUUUCUAUAUCGUACAAAAUUUGUACACAUUUUUAUCAGGAUCGACUUAUAGAUGGCAAAAACUAUUGUCAUAUUUAGGAACGAAAAAAAAAGUCGUUAAAUCUUUAUCCGCUACUCGAUGGUCAGCCCGAGCUGAUGCAAUCAUCGCUCUUUUCACAGGUCAUACAGAUAUUACGAAAGCUCUAGAUGAUUUAUCAAAGGAUGAUACGCAGUCUAACGAGACUAGACUUGAAGCUAAGACCAUUUUAAAGCAAAUUACAAAAUUUGAAAAUGUCUUUAUAACUGUGGUAUGGCACGAAAUCUUGACACGUAUUAAUGAUACAUCUAAAAAUUUACAAAAAGAAAAUAUGGAUUUGUAUAUAGCAUGCAGUCUUUUAAAUUCCUUAGAAUUGUAUUUAUUGGAUAUCAGGGAUAAAUUCGAUGAGUUUUUAGAAAAAGCAAAAAGCUUUACUGAUAUCUGCGAAAGUGAAUCUACAUCUGAGCCAAGAAAUCGAAGAAGAAGCGUAAAACUUACUCGCUUUGAAGGAGAGAGUGAACAUACACAAUUUACUGGAGAUGAAAAGCUCAAAAUAGAGAUUUUUUAUCCGAUAAUCGAUUCACUUUGUUCCAAUUUGAAAACCAGAAAAACUGCUUACGAAACGGUGAAUGAUAACUUCAAGUUUUUUACUGCUCUACCAAACAUGACAUACGAAGGAAUAAAAGAAUGCUGCGAAAAGCUUGCCAGAAAAUAUGAUCAAGACAUUUCUGCAGAAAAUUUAAUAUCAGAAUGUUUACAUUAUAAACAUUAUCUUCGUGAUACACGAAAGAACGAAGAAUUAUUUAUUCCUGAUCUAUACUUGCAACUGAAGAAAGAAUUUCUGACGUCUACAUUCCCAAAUAUUGAAAUAAGUCUCCGAAUAUUCCUUACCCUAAUGAUCAUCAAUUGUGCUGGUGAACGAUCAUUUUCUAGAUUAAAGUUGAUAAAAUCCGAUCAUCGAAGCACAAUGUCACAGUCACGAUUGAAUCAUCUAAGUUUAAUGAGUAUAGACUCGGACUUAUUAAAAUCGAUUGAUUUUGAUGAACUCAUAUCUAAUUUUGCUGCGAAGAAAUCGAGAAAAAAAAGUUUUUUAAGCUGUAUAUAA